This is a messenger RNA of Arctia plantaginis, 798 nucleotides long. The record is from the annotation of a GenBank genome assembly. NCBI's taxonomy places the organism in Eukaryota, Metazoa, Arthropoda, Insecta, Lepidoptera, Erebidae.
AUGUCGUCAGGGAGCGAGAGUGACGAAGAUUACGUACCUGGUGAACCAGAACAGUUGUCAGAAGAAGGGUCAGCUGACGAAGAGACGGACCAACAGUAUGAACAUGAAGUGGAUCAAAAUAUUAAGAAACGGAAAUUAGUAAAAGACUGUACAGCAAAAAAGAAACGAAAAACUAAAAAUAGUGUUAAGGAUAUCGAAUCCAAUUCCACAAAAAAACUAGAAGAAAUUGAAGUGCCAGCCAACCCAGAAGAAGAAAAGAAAAAGGAAGACGAUUUGUGGGCAAAGUUCCUAGAGGGAACUGACACUAAACCUAGAUCGGUGGUAAAAGAAAAUAAUUCAAAUAUUGAGGCAUCUAAAAGUGUAGUUAAUAAAGAAGAGACUCCUGAAAAGGCCGCAGCCACAUCAAAUGACGAUAAAGCGAGAGAACAAAGAAUUUUCGAGUUUGCUGGUGAAACUAUUGUUGUAGAAAAUAAUAAGAUCAAAGAAAAGAUUAAGACUGCAGAUAGUCCGGCGACAAGUAGUAAACUAAACGACAUUGCCCGCGGUCGACCUGGAGCCGCAGGAGGUCUCUCCAGCGUCCUGGGACAGUUGAACAAAAAGAACAAACUAUCCACCCUGGAGAAGUCUAAGCUAGACUGGUCUACUUACAAGCAAGAAGAAGGUAUCGAAGAGGAGAUUGAGAGUCAUAAUAAAGGAAAAAAUGGUUACUUGGAGCGACGCGAUUUCUUGGAACGAGCGGACGUUCGCCAGUAUGAAAUUGAAAGAGAUAUGCGACUAAACCGCCGUAGCAAUCGAUAA